AUGCUCUCUUGGAAACUGGCUGCGUCCCCAGCGGGCAGCGCUCCCUUCCCACCUACUGCGGACAAGCUUGUUUCCCCCCAGCCCGGCGGCUGGGCGCUGCGUGCCGCGCGUGACGUCACAACCACCCGACCCAUCCAUCCAGGCGGCCUGUUGCUCUUGGGCAGGCAGGAAAAGAGGGGAUUUGUAGGGCCGCAGCCUGUAUCCAGUAUCGAAUACUUCAAAAGAAGAUGUGGGCAAUUCCAAGAUUUUGAAGAUGAUGAUCUUUAUGGCCAAUCGGUAGAGGAUGAUUGUUGUAUUUCCCCGUCAACAGCUGCUCAGUUUAUUUACUCAAGACGUGAUAAACCCUCAGCACUUGCUGAGCCAUUAGAAGAAGAGUAUGGCUAUGAAGGUGCAGAAGAAUCUGCCAACUGUUUUACAUCCAAUCACCAGCUAACUGGAGUCGAUCAAGCUCAUCUUUAUUCGUGUCUUGACCAGAUGAGAGAAGUGCUGGGGGAAGCUGUACCAGAGCGGGUGAUGGUGGAAGCAGUGUUGAAUAGUAAAUUUGAUAUACAGAAGGCUUUGGAUCUUGUGCUUUCACAAGACAGUAAGCAAAGUAUGAAGACCAAGAAUGAAGAAGCUGUGAUUAUGGGAAAGACAACAAAAGGAAAACCAAGAGAUUCCCAGUCAACCAAAAUUGAUUCUGAAAUUCUGCCGAAAGUUACCAAAAUGACAGUGUCUGGAAAGAAACAAUCUAUGGGAUUUGAAGUUCCAAGUAUGAUUGUUGAAGAGAAUGGCCAUAAUUCUAAUACACCCCCAAAACGACCAUUAUCUGAAGAGUCCAAUGUCACUUCUGGAGUAAUUGAGAUGGUCUCUAAACCAGCUCUUUCAUCCCAGACAAUUCAGAUUUCAGAAGAACAGACUUCAGUUCCUACUCCAGUGAAAAAACCUAGCAAGACAAAACAACAAAUAAAUGUGAAAGCAGAAUUGGAGAAGAGACAAGGAGGAAAACAGCUUCUGAAUUUAGUGGUAAUAGGACAUGUUGAUGCAGGUAAAAGUACUUUAAUGGGUCAUUUACUUUACCUGUUGGGCAAUGUGAACAAACGAACUAUGCAUAAAUAUGAGCAGGAAUCCAAAAAGGCUGGCAAAGCUUCAUUUGCUUAUGCAUGGGUGUUGGAUGAAACUGGGGAAGAAAGAGAAAGGGGAGUAACAAUGGAUGUGGGCAUGACCAAAUUUGAGACAAAGACUAAAGUUAUUACUUUGAUGGAUGCUCCAGGCCAUAAAGAUUUCAUCCCAAAUAUGAUCACAGGAGCUGCACAGGCUGAUGUGGCUAUCUUGGUUGUAGAUGCCAGCAGAGGAGAGUUUGAAGCAGGGUUUGAGACUGGUGGACAGACACGAGAACACGGGUUGUUGGUUCGCUCUCUCGGAGUAACACAACUGGCAGUUGCAGUCAAUAAAAUGGAUCAGGUCAGUUGGCAUCAGGAGAGAUUUCUGGAAAUUACCAGUAAACUUGGCCAGUUUCUUAAACAAGCUGGCUUUAAGGAGUCUGAUGUAGCUUAUAUCCCUACAAGUGGCCUUGGUGGUGAAAAUCUAGUCUCAGUAUGUCAAUCAAGUGAACUCACUGAAUGGUAUAAGGGAAAAUGUUUGUUAGAACAAAUUGAUUCUUUCAAACCACCUCAGAGAUCAGUGGAUAAACCCUUUAGAUUAUGCGUGUCUGAUGUCUUUAAAGAUCAAGGAUCAGGAUUUUGUGUGACUGGUAAAAUAGAAGCAGGCUAUAUUCAGACUGGAGAUAGACUUCUAGCUAUGCCUCCCAAUGAAACUUGCACUGCAAAAGGAAUCACACUGCAUGAUGAACCAGUUGAUUGGGCUGCAGCAGGAGAUCACGUUAGUCUCACUUUGACCGGCAUGGAUAUUAUCAAAAUCAAUGUUGGCUGUGUAUUUUGUGGUCUCAAAGAACCCAUCAAAGCAUGCACUCGUUUCAGAGCUCGUGUCCUCAUCUUUAAUAUUGAAGUCCCCGUUACUAAAGGAUUCCCUGUAAGUCUUCAACUAGUUGUCUCUUUGAACAUUCUGAUUUUCUUCAUAGGUGGCUCAGUAUUCUUGUUGAUUUAAAUAAAACAAUUUUGU
Molecule: messenger RNA, 2100 nt
Organism: Pelodiscus sinensis (Chinese soft-shelled turtle)
Lineage: Eukaryota; Metazoa; Chordata; Testudines; Trionychidae
Source: RefSeq, a predicted model, not a curated record